UUGAGAGAGAAGGAAGAGAAAGAAACAAUAGAAAGGCAGCUGAAAGAAAAGGAAGAGCUUGAGAAGGAGGAAGAGAUGAACACAAAAGUUGCAGACCAGCCUGAAGUGGAUGCAAGACAAAAAGAAGCUGAUGCAAUAAAGCCUGCUGAGGUUGAGAAGAUGAAGGACAAAGGCGACGUGACGAAGGAAAUACCCGAGGCUCAUGCUGCCAUUGAGUCUGUGGUGACAGUUGAAGAUGAUUUCAUUACUGUGGUCCAAACCAUUGAUGAAGCCGAAGAGCCGGGCCACAGCGUUCGUUUCUCUGCCCCACCUGAGGCCGAAGCAGUUUGCAUUGCUGCCCAAAAAGAAGAAGAAGAAGAAGAGGAAGAAGAGUCUGUGGAGCUGGCUCAGGAAGCGGACAUAGAGGCUGCCAGUUUAGAGGAAAUGGGAGAUGUUCCUGAAAUUCCCGGCUCCCCCGAGAGGGAGGCUCAGACCAUAGAAACAGAAGGACCAACAGAAAGCUAUGAUAGAGAUGAAACCACAAUGGAUGACUCCAUUCUGGACAGCUCCUGGGUUGACACUCAAGAUGACGAUAAGAGUAUGGUAACAGAGCACACUGAGCCUUUGCCCAAGAUGUCUAGUCCGGUCAAAAAACCUGCUGUGGUCCAGAACAAACUGGCACAACAGUGGAAGACAGAGAAACAGGAAAAGCCAGUUAAAGCCAAGACUAAGGGGGGGCGGCCUAAGGGACGAAUCUCGACUCCAGAACGCAAACCUACCCGCAAAGAACCUGCCUACAUCCCCAAAGAGGAACUCAAGAAGAAAAAAGUGAUAAAGAAGGUUGACCUUGCCAAAAAAAUGGAGACUCGGACUCAAUCCCCGUCCAAGAGGACUGCGGGGAAAGCAGCAGUCCGCCAGACCCGUCCUAUCCAGCACCACUCCUGCCCCAGGAGAAUAACCACAGAAAUCCUACCUGACAGUCGUCAGCCUCUCAGCGUUGCCAGACAGUCUCGUGACAGAGCAUCGGAUGGUGGGUCACGGAGCCCAGAGAAGAGGUCUUCAGUGCCACGCCACACCUCAUUCAUGAGUCGCCGUGGGCCCCAUGACCAUGAAGAGAGCUCUACCUCUAUCACUAGCUCUGGCUCUACGGCUCCUCGCAGGCCCACAUCCUUUCGCACUGAGAUGAGGGCAGAACACAGGACAGGGCGAGCUCCUAGCAUGACAGUUACAGAAUCAGUGCGCUCACGUUCAGCUCGCAGUGGCCACUCCACCCCACGCACCCCUGGCUCAACAGCCAUCACCCCAGGAACUCCUCCCAGUUACUCAUCAUCUUCGAGGACCCCCGGGACCCCACGCUCCCUCAGUUUGAUUUGUCAGGAGAGGAAGGUGGCUGUGGUCCGUACCCCACCCAAGUCACCUGCAACCACACCCAAGCAGCUCCGUAUUAUCAACCAGCCACUCCCUGACUUCAAGAAUAUCAAGUCUAAGAUUGGCUCCACAGAGAAUAUCAAGUAUCAGCCUAAAGGAGGACAGGUUUUCAUCCCCAGUGUUAAACUGGACUAUAGCCAUGUUCAGUCUAGGUGUGGGUCCUUGGACAGGCGUGGCUACUCGGCAGGAGGUGGAAACGUACAAAUACAGAACAAGAAGAUUGACUUGAGCCAUGUGACCUCCAAGUGUGGCUCUCUAGACAACAUCCAUCAUCGGCCAGGAGGUGGUAAUGUGCGUAUCGAGAGUGUGAAGUUGGACUUCAAAGACAAAGCCCAAGCAAAGGUGGGUUCCCUGGAAAAUGCUCACCACAUUCCUGGUGGAGGCCACGUCACGAUUGAAAGCCACAGGUUGACAUUUCGGGACAAUGCCAAGGCCCGAGUAGAUCAUGGAGCCGAGAUCAUCAUCCAGUCACCAGGUCUCUCUGGCUCAGUGUCUCCCCACCGCAUCCGCGAAAGCCAUCUAUCAUCCUCCGGGAGUCUCAACAUGAUGGAUUCCCCACAGUUAGCAACCUUGGCGGAGGAUGUCACUGCAGCUCUGGCCAAGCAGGGUUUGUGAACACUGGAUCUCUGGAUCGCUGCUCUGCACCCAAGACGUCCUCAUCCUGAUCCAUUCAAACUUUUCCGCCCUCUCCUGCCACCCUAAGGCUGACUGAUCACCGCUACUACUCAGCUAAACCGGUUCUAAGUAGAGACUCAAAGUAGGAUCUACUGUACUUUGGUCCUAUUUACUCUGUUUUCUGUCUAUUUUAAACCCAAACGUCCUAUUUCUGAUUGAUUUUGAUCUCCCUCGUUUUGAAUCAUGUUGCAAAGAAAAGUUUGCUGUAACCUCUAAAUAGUGGGGACAAAAGAUUGGCUUUACUGGUCUUGGAUCAGUGUUGAAGAAGCAACAGCCUUUUUUCUACUUUGAAUAAGAAAUAACGCGACGACCACCACACCACACCGCACGUAUUGCUCUUGUUCAGUAAACGUGCAUGGACACCCUAUCAAAACACGCAUCCUUACUGCAAGUCAUUCUUGUCAUCCAAUAUAUAAUAUAUUUAUCAAAUAUAUAUAGAAACAUGUAUAAAAUAAAGGUUCUUUGCCAUCUACAUGUCCUGAAAACAUUUUAAAAGGAAGUGACAAAAAUGGCUUGAAAAUCUGUAAAAUUGCAUUUAUGCAAGCAACUAGGUCAUGUUACCACGAGCAUGUAUGGAUUCAAGUCUUAAAAGAGGCUAUUUUGUAAUUUAAAAUAAGGAUUUUAGUAAGUUAUUUCCUCAUUUAUUGGAUAAAAAUUAAACAAGUUCAUGUUUUGUAGUUAAUAGUUGUUUACAGUGUAAUGCUUGGUGACAAUGUCAGACAGCUGAUUUGGUGUUGCUAAAGAAUGCAUCUGAGUCAUGUCAAAGUGCAUCACACACUUGCACCUGCUCAGCGGUUCAACGCAGAAGCCUGUCCAUACAUCACAGCAGUAUUAAACACUGGCACUCAUUCAAACAUCCUCAAAAGGAAAGUCUGUUCAGACGCAGCUCACAAGAAUAAACAGCACUGACAUUUCUCCAGUAUUACAGGCUGACAUUGCCGUCAUCGGGACUGCCGGAACCACAGAGGAGAUGCUACAAUUUGCGACCUGAUAUUUAGCAGAAGAUGCAGCUACUCUGAAAUCUGUCUGUGCGUGUGCUUUUUGGUGCAGGUCCCCUGCUGUUUUACAGCGGACGCUACCAUAUCUGGAUGUUUUGUUGCAAUAUGUGGGAGAAUAAAUUGGACAAAAAUAUUUUGAAAAAUCCUAAAAGUUAAAAAGACUCAGUCAACUCCUGAUAUGUCUGUUAGGAAAAAAAAGUGUUUGGGUGAUCUAGUUUCUUUUUCAGACACCAUUUGUGGUAUGCCCUGCCUCCUGCCUACUACUUACUGCCCUCACCUGCAACUGUUUGUUUGCUUCCGUGUUUUUUCUGCAUUCCCCAUCUCUGUGUGCCCCUUCCCCACCUCCUACUCCAACCUACAGCAACUGUAAAUGUAUUUAAAAGGUCAAGUAGAUGUACGCAGUUUUUCUCUUGUUGAUAUGACACCAGUUACAAUAAUUAAUGACAAUAAAACGACCAAAAAAUGGGAAAAAAAAA
This is a messenger RNA of Neolamprologus brichardi, 3556 nucleotides long. RefSeq names its product microtubule-associated protein 2 (gene map2). Gene Ontology annotation, molecular function: microtubule binding. Gene Ontology annotation, biological process: microtubule cytoskeleton organization; neuron projection development. The record is from RefSeq and is a predicted model, not a curated record. Lineage: Eukaryota; Metazoa; Chordata; Actinopteri; Cichliformes; Cichlidae. Gene Ontology annotation, cellular component: neuron projection.